Molecule: messenger RNA, 1589 nt
Organism: Urocitellus parryii (Arctic ground squirrel)
Lineage: Eukaryota; Metazoa; Chordata; Mammalia; Rodentia; Sciuridae
Gene: Slc38a6
Product: solute carrier family 38 member 6
Biological process (GO): L-glutamine transport; amino acid transmembrane transport
Cellular component (GO): plasma membrane
Molecular function (GO): L-glutamine transmembrane transporter activity
Source: RefSeq, a predicted model, not a curated record
CCGGAAGGGUCGGGCCGGUGACUCCGCCUCUGGAGUGAUAACGCCUGGAGCGUAGAGCACGAGUUGAGGCACGCGGAUGGACCCGGGAGUCCACCAAGGAGUGGCAUGGAGGCGUUUUGGGGGAGCAUCAACGCUGAGCAGAGCUGGCUCGUCUCUUCCCAGCCAUCUGAAGAGGUGGCGGCGGCCGAGGAGUUGAGCCCGUUGCUAAGCAACGAACUUCACAGACAGGUAUCCCCAGGAGUUUCCUUUGGUUUCUCAGUCUUUAAUUUGAUGAAUGCCAUCAUGGGAAGUGGCAUCCUUGGCUUAGCUUAUGUUAUGGCUAAUACAGGUAUCCUUGGAUUUAGUUUAUUGCUGCUGAUGGUUGCUCUCCUGGGUUCUUACUCAGUUCAUCUCCUGCUUAGUAUGUGUAUUCAGACAGCUGUAACAUCUUAUGAAGAUCUUGGACUUUUUGCAUUUGGAUUACCCGGAAAGGUGGUUGUGGCAGGCACCAUAAUAAUUCAGAAUAUUGGAGCUAUGUCAUCUUAUCUUUUAAUUAUUAAAACAGAGCUUCCUGCUGCUAUUUCAGAAUUUUUGACCGGAGACUAUAGUGGGUCAUGGUAUCUGGAUGGACAAACACUACUAAUAAUUAUUUGUGUUGGCAUAGUGUUCCCUCUUGCUCUUCUUCCCAAAAUAGGCUUUCUUGGCUACACAAGUAGUUUAUCAUUUUUCUUUAUGGUGUUCUUUGCUCUUGUGAUAAUAAUUAAAAAAUGGGCCAUCCCUUGUCCUCUGACAUUAGAUCAUACAGAGGAAUUCUUCCAGAUUUCAAAUGCUACAGAUGAUUGUAAACCAAAGCUCUUUCAUUUCUCCAAAGAGAGUGCUUACGCUAUACCAACCAUGGCUUUUUCAUUUCUCUGCCAUACCUCAGUAUUGCCAAUAUACUGUGAACUUCAAAGCCCAUCAAAGAAAAGAAUGCAGAAUGUAACCAAUACAGCAAUUGCUUUAAGUUUUCUCAUUUACUUUAUAUCUGCCCUCUUUGGUUACCUCACUUUUUAUGACAAAGUGGAGUCAGAAUUACUACGAGGUUAUAGUAAAUACUUGCCACAUGAUGUUAUUGUCAUGACUGUGAAGUUAUGCAUACUAUUUGCUGUGCUUUUGACAGUCCCUCUAAUCCACUUCCCUGCCAGAAAAGCUUUAAUGAUGAUGUUUUUCUCCAAUUUUCCAUUCUCAUGGAUUCGCCAUUCUUUGAUUACUCUAGUACUCAAUAUCAUCAUUCUUUUACUUGCAAUAUAUGUUCCUGACAUUAGAAAUGUUUUUGGUGUAGUUGGGGCCAGUACAUCAACAUGUUUGAUUUUUGUAUUCCCAGGACUAUUUUAUCUUAAACUCAGUAGAGAGGAUUUUCUUUCAUGGAAAAAGCUUGGGGCUUUUGUUUUGCUCAUCUCUGGAAUUUUGCUUGGGAAUUUUAGUUUAGCAUUCAUCGUGUUUGAUUGGAUUAAAAAAUGAAAGAAUAUUUUCCUACUUAUAAAGAAUAAUUUUCCUACAUAAGCAAGAAGGAAUAAUUCUGGAAGCCACUUCAAUGAAAAAAUACAUUUUUAUGAAAAUCAUUAACAGAA